AUGGCUAGUCUCUAUCUUUACAUACUCGGCCUAGCAUUUGCUGCAGUCACCGUCUCGUACUACGCUCUAAAUCACAAGCAAAGGGCCUUGCUAUUGGGCAGAUUCGGUCUUGAUAGACAACACAGACUACCGUGGGCACCCCAACGAUCCUCAUCUCUAACGAAACAUGAGCUACCCGAGAAGUCCACUCUACCCGCCGGCCAAGAGUACAAAGACACCCUCCCUCCUAGCAGACGUCUCGCACUAGCAGAGCUCACCGACAAACGCUUCAGCGUAGGAGGAAAGUCUGGCAGAGGCUUGAGUGAACUACCUCACAACAUCGACAAAAGCCUUCCGGACGACCGUAAUGUCUUGGCUCCGCAAUACAAGAAACGCUUUACGCCCACCGGCUUCACCGUCGAGGAAAUCAAGGCUCUAGGUAACUUUCCCGAUUAUGCUACUUUGAGCGGCGUCCCUCUGCCUGCGCCCUACACCGACUUCGAUAUCAAGACUGCCAUGUCCAGACCAUACAGACCUUUCCGAAGGUCAAACCACCAGACAAUGUCACACAAGAAACUAGAAGCAGACUGGUGGCUCGAACUCGACAAGACCUACAUCUCCCGCAUCAAGCAACGCCAAGAUCUAUACGCAAAACACGGCACCGCCAUCAUCCAGUCCCUCCCUGGCUCCGAAAUUGCAUGCAAAGAACUCAUGGAAAUGGCUCUCCAAUUCCUUAGUGCUAGACACCCUACCCUCUUCUCCAUCGACGCCCGCAACCUGACUUUCCGCAACAAUAUCCUCAACACUACCACCGACCUUCGAGAAAAGGAUCCCUUGGAAGUGUUGCUGGAUAAUGUACCAGAGGACUUUGCAAUCAUGCUGCGCAAUCCAGAAACCGGAUACUACAGCUUCAGAGCAGGUGUAAUCUGCAGUUCUCCAGGCUGGAGUUUGGGUACGAAAAUGGGACUAGGACUAAAAGAAAUCCAUGAGGGUAUUCCUGAUUACAAGGAAAAUGUGGAAUGUUCAACGGACAGAUUCUUCGCUACCCUCGCCACUGAUACACCUAUCCAACGCGGCUCUUGGGGCAUUUCGGUCGACGAACCACUGUUUGAGACUGAAGAUGACAACGGCGUUCACUUACCACAAGAAGACCCCUCUUUACCUCUCUCCCGCACAAACCUUCGCGUAGACUGGCAAACACUGCGUCGUCUGCCUCUCUCCGGCGCCGUGGCAUUCAACUCUAAAUGUCUGUUCACCCCUAUCCCCAGCCUUGGCUCUGAACCUUACAUACCCGGUUUACUUUCAAAGUUACUCAAGGAAGGAAAAAGGGAGGCGAUGGAAUGUAAAGGUAUGAGAUAUGUAGAGCAUGUGGUGAUUCCUGCAUUGGAGGAGAUGGAGAGGAUGCAGGAGGAAAAGGGUCUUGUGGACGAGAAGUGGGAGGUCCAGACACUGCAGCAGCAUCCGUGGUUCCCGGGUUGGGAGGACAAGUGGCAGAAGGAGCAAGGGUUUGCGUAG
Molecule: messenger RNA, 1494 nt
Organism: Aureobasidium namibiae CBS 147.97
Lineage: Eukaryota; Fungi; Ascomycota; Dothideomycetes; Dothideales; Saccotheciaceae
Exons: 3
Coding region: 1-1494 (497 amino acids)
Source: RefSeq, a predicted model, not a curated record